AUGAUCAGCACAUCGUGGGGUAUCGGCUUAGUCAUUGGUCCAGCUGUUGGUGGAUUUCUUGCACAGCCUGCAGAGAAGUAUCCCCAUAUAUUUUCUAAAGAAUCUCUAUUUGGGAGGUUUCCGUAUUUUUUACCUUGUUCUGUGAUAUCAGCCUUUGCUUUGGUGGCAUUUUUCUUCUCUUACCGACUUCCUGAAACUCUUCACAUCCAUCGUGAGGAAAAUGUGAAAUGGUUAGAAGAAAAUACACACGAACCGAUUCACUCCGAGAGAAUCGAACUUCCCGAGCUAGAAUCCUCUGUAUCUCAAAGAAGCCUCUUAAAAAAUUGGCCCUUGAUGUCUUCUAUUAUUGUGUAUUGCAUUUUUCAACUUCACGACAUGGCCUAUAGUGAGAUAUUCUCCUUGUGGGCUGUAAGUCCAAGGAAUCUUGGGGGAUUAAGUUUCACUACAACAAUUGUUGGAGAAGUUCUUGCAAUCACAGGGUUCGGUUUGGUAGUUUUUCAGCUCUUUCUAUAUACUUGGGUGGAGAGCUUGUUGGGGCCUGUUAUGGUUGCUCGUAUUGGAGCUGUGAUUUCAAUACCAUUGCUUUCGAGUUACCCGUUUAUAGCCAGAUUGUCUGGCCCGCUUCUCUUUUUGAUGCUUAACUCAGCCUCUAUGUUGAAGAAUAUACUCUAUAUAUCCAUCAUUACCGGCUUGUUGGUUCUUCAAAACAGAGCUGUGUCCCAAGAACAAAGAGGAGCUGCAAAUGGCAUAUCUAUGACUGCUAUGUCGGUUUGUAAAGCAAUCGGGCCUGCAGCCGGGGGUUCACUGUGA
Messenger RNA from Striga hermonthica, 810 nucleotides. NCBI's taxonomy places the organism in Eukaryota, Viridiplantae, Streptophyta, Magnoliopsida, Lamiales, Orobanchaceae. The record is from the annotation of a GenBank genome assembly.